AAAUUAGAUAAUAGUAGUGAUAUUAAUGUGUGUGCAUAAUUGAAUGUCUUCUUAACAUUGUAAGCCGAAGAGAAAUAAAUAAAUAAAUAAAUAAAUAAAUAAAUAUAUAUAGAUAGAUAUAUUCUAUUCUAUUUUAAACGUUCCUAUAUUAUUGUAUUGGCCAUUAGCUGGGUGUCUUAGCACCUAGUCUUCUGCGCAGCCGGUGCACACAAGUCUUGUACAGCAUGCGCUGCAGAGACGUCGCGCCCGAUAAAGAGAAACGUGCGCGGCGAAUCGAUACUGCUGUGACACGUUGCGGUAGAUUUCCAAAAGGACAUAGACAGAACUCGAAGAUAAAAACGAAGAAUGGAAAUACCGAGCGGCUAUAUAUAUGCGCAAGUAAUAUCGGAGGCUUUUAGCCGCACCACUCUUCGGUUACGCUUCUGAUACACCGAAUGAUGGCCAAUAUAAGUUGUAGUGUCUUAAACCGUACAUUACUUUCCACGAAAGACCGAAGUAAUAUUCGAAUAACUCGCACAGUUAAAUGCAAUUCCGAUGUAAGAAAAAUUAAUUUUCUCAUCAACAUUGGAUAACGCGAAAAGGAAAUCGAAUUCGCACGGACAUGCCACAUCCGCCUAAGCCCAUUAUCCAUUCAUUUUCGAACAUAUGGAAAAUUAGGGAGGCGCACAUCUACAAUCGCAUCUAAAACGGUGCAUUACCCUUUCCCUUCCACCAUAUAGAUACACCUCGACAUUGAUCGUAGGUACGCGCGCGGGCGCGCGCGCGCGCGUUCGUGGGCGGCUCGAUGAGAGAAGUCGUUUCUGAUCCUCGUCGAGUCGCGUCGGACAUACAUGUGUGCAUGGGAGAGGAAUUACCGUCGAGAGAAGAGUGCGCACUCGGAAUCGAAAAUAUCGGUUCUCUCGUACGAACGAAUGUGGACGGGUAGACGGAUGGACUAUGGUCAUCCCGGCGCGGAUUCCGUUCACCAGGGUCGCAAACAACGACCGGCUGGCGCGAGCGGUUUGGACACGUCAUGGCAGACGAUGUGCUCGGGAAAGUCUGCAAAUCGUGUUACAUGGGUGGGAGAGAAAGAGGGAGACAUUUAUUGCACUCUGGAAAAGAUUUUCCUGGGACACGAAAGGAGAUACACGAAGAAACGAAAUACCAUCCAAUUACAAGACGAUCAGUCAGAAGCAGUUACAGCCAUAUAAAAGGCAAUCCACCUAAUGAUGUAAUAACAAUCAUAAAGAAACUUUAAAAUUAAAUCAUCAAAAAGAAAAAAGGAAAGAAGUAGAGAAGAAAGUCGGGAAAAGUAAAACAAAAAGACAAAGUCCGGUAAUCGGAAAAUAACGGGAAAGAGGGAAAGAGGGAAAGAUCGACAGCGAGAGAAAGAGAGAGAUAGAGAGAGAAAGAGAUUGUGCGAGCGAGGGAGCGAAUGCGGGGGUGGUGACCUUAGAGGAGGGAGGUUGGAUGAAAAAAAACGAGAACGCUGGCAAUGCGACGAUACGCAGGCAGCGCGGCGCGGCGCGGAACCGCCGAAAAUGCAAUGCGCCGCACUGGAGCGACGACGUCGACGUCGGGCGUGGCGGAUAACUGACCUCGCCUCGUCUGGCUCGGCCGCCCCUGACACCCCGUCGACGACCGUCAGUUUCCCCCUCGCGUCCCCUGGCGGCCCUCUCCAGUCCGACACCGCGACGUCGUCGGCCAGGGACGGCGCAACCGCAUGGGCCGCCCGACCGCUCGUUUAAGGGGAUACGCCUUUCGUCUUUAUUUAUUAUUCGCCAUUGCCGCCAUCGCUGCCACCGUCGUCGUCGCUGCCGCAUUGCAUUCCGCGUUCGCGAUAUCUCGUCGCUCAAAGCGCGGAACUGCCGCAGGCAACGCACAAAGCGUCGCCAUAAACAAUGUUUAGCAUUGAAUAAAGAGAAAGAGACCGUGUACGUCGAUAAUUGACGGCUCGACGAAGGAAUACAGGAGUUUCGAACAGUGAAAACGAUUAUUUUUCUAUUUUUGUUUGGAAAAAGUCGCAAGUGAAAAGGACAUAUUUCUUGUUUAUACUAAUGUAAAAUAGGUAAUAGAAAUGAUGAC
Messenger RNA from Pogonomyrmex barbatus (red harvester ant), 2064 nucleotides. RefSeq lists its product as uncharacterized. Lineage: Eukaryota; Metazoa; Arthropoda; Insecta; Hymenoptera; Formicidae. The record is from RefSeq and is a predicted model, not a curated record.